Messenger RNA from Vicia faba (fava bean), 696 nucleotides. The record is from the annotation of a GenBank genome assembly. Lineage: Eukaryota; Viridiplantae; Streptophyta; Magnoliopsida; Fabales; Fabaceae.
AUGGGGGGAAGGGUUAGUGUUAGCAAGAAGAAUGAGAAAAAAUGUCCACAAAAACAUGUAAAGAAUUUGAAAGAGAAAGUGAGAAUUCUACAAGAUGAAAUAAAGGAGAUGGUGAGUGAGAGAGAGAAAGAGAGUAGAAAGUAUGAGAGAGAGAUAAUGGUGUUUACUUUCAAGGAAGCAGAUUGGAAACAAGAGAUGAAGAGGAUGAGAGAGGAAGUGAAGAGGUUGAGGGAAUUGGUGAAAGAGAAGGAAGAGAAGAUGAGAGAGAUGGAAGAAGAUGGAAUUGUGGAGAAGAAUUGUGAGAAGGAAUGGGAACUAAUGGGGACUAAGCUUUUGAUUCAAGAGAUGAAGGAGGAGAGAGGAAGAAGAGAUGAAGCUGUUGAGAAAUGGAAACAACUUUAUCUUGCAAUUAAGACUGAGUUGGAUGAUCUCAUUCAAAGAACUUAUGAUGGAGAUGGUGUGUAUUGGAAAACAGAGGAAAAUGACAUUGAAAAUGAGAAUCUGAAGAAUGAAUUGCAAGAAAAAGAAGAAAGCAUGAAAGCAUUAAAAGCUAAACUAGUUUCAGUGGAGAAAGAAAGGUACAAACAAGAGAGGGAAUUUGACUUGUUAAGACAAAGUUUGAGGAUCAUGAAUGGCAAGAAAAAUUCAAUUCAAAUUAAAGAGAAGAAGCGUUUGAAAAGCAAAUUGGGAAAAUAA